GAUGAACAUCUAUUCCGAGCCGCCUUUGACCUCGGAGGGCCGGGAGUGGUGGGUGGUGGUGACCCAGUGGGGAGACUCUCUUUUUACAGGGCUCUUCAUGCUGGAUGUUGGUAUUCGCAUCAUCGUCCUAAGGCUGCAGUUUUGGAAGAUUUGGGUGAACUAUGUGGACGUGGCAGUGACCAUCGUUUCCUUCAUGGAGGUCCUGAGCUUUGCCGUGCCCGUGAAGGUGAACGCAGCCAUCUUCCGGCUGCUGCGGAUCGGCAAGUUGGCGCGCGCCAUCCGUAUGUUGCCUGUGACCAAUGCUUUGGGUUCGCUACAAUUGUUGGUCAAGGGCCUUGUGGCCAGUAGGGGAAUGCUCUUCUGGAGUUUUUGCUUGUUGACCUUCCUACAAUGCGUUGCUGGCAUGGUCAUCAGCACCCUUUGUCGCGACUACCUCCUGGAGCGGAUCAGUGAUGCGCCCAACUCCCAGGCUGUACAGGAUGUGUUUAUGCACUACGGCACCUUUUCGCGGACCUUCCUCACGAUGUUUGAGAUCCUGUUUGCCAAUUGGGGUCCGCCCGCGCGCAUCUUGGUGGACAACGUCAGUGAGUGGUAUUCCAUUUUCUUUCUGCUCUAUCGCUGUGUGCUGGGCUUUGCUGUGAUCAACGUGGUCAACGCAAUUUUUGUGCAGCAGACGCUGAAAACGGCCAGCUCGGAUGAAGAACUGUCCUUCAAACAGAAAGAAAAAGAUAUUGCGAUGUACGCGAACAAGGUCAAAAAGCUCUUCCAAACCAUGGACUUUUCAGGAGAUGGAGCCAUCAAUUUGGAGGAGCCCAGGGUGCGCCCCAGGGAUGGCUAUGGCCCGUAG
This is a messenger RNA of Cladocopium goreaui, 847 nucleotides long. The record is from the annotation of a GenBank genome assembly. Lineage: Eukaryota; Dinophyceae; Suessiales; Symbiodiniaceae.